This is a messenger RNA of Caenorhabditis elegans, 2999 nucleotides long. RefSeq names its product Phosphoribosylglycinamide formyltransferase (gene F38B6.4). Gene Ontology annotation, biological process: purine-containing compound metabolic process; purine nucleobase biosynthetic process; 'de novo' IMP biosynthetic process. The transcript is spliced from 18 exons. Gene Ontology annotation, molecular function: ATP binding; metal ion binding; phosphoribosylformylglycinamidine cyclo-ligase activity. Lineage: Eukaryota; Metazoa; Nematoda; Chromadorea; Rhabditida; Rhabditidae. The record is from RefSeq and is marked reviewed. Bases 9 to 2936 code for a protein of 975 amino acids.
AGUCAAACAUGAAUGUGCUCAUUGUUGGAAGCGGUGGGAGAGAACAUGCAUUGGCCUGGAAAAUGAAGCAGUCACCAAAAGUAAAAAAUGUGAUAGUUGCACCUGGAAAUGGAGGACACAGUGAAAGAAUAGAUAUCAAUUCAAACGACCUUGACGCUGUAGCGGACUUCUGUGAAAAACAUAAUAUUCAUUGUGUUUUGAUUGGUCCUGAGGAACCAUUGUCCAACGGUUUGGCUGACCAUCUUAUAAGAAUUCACCCAAACCUUAUGGUGUUUGGUCCGUUAAAGGAUGGCGCUCAACUUGAGACAUCAAAGUCAUUCUCUAAGCAUUUCAUGAAAGAGUAUGGUCUUCCUACUGCGGAUUUUGUGACUGUGUCCAUUGAGAAUGUCAAGAGCCUCGACUGUGUCUUUGAGAGAUUACCGUGGAAAAAUUCUGUUGUCAAGGCAGACGGGCUUGCUGCAGGAAAAGGCGUCAUUAUUCCAAGAAACAAUGCGGAAGCUGUCGAAGCAGCAAGGUCUAUUCUUCACGGACAAUUUGGAAACGCGGGCCGCACUGUCAUAAUCGAGGAACGUUUGGAAGGAUAUGAGGUUUCUGCGUUGGCUUUCACAGAUGGUAUCAGUUUUAAACGAAUGCCUCUCGGAAAGGACCACAAACGUUUGUUAGAAUCCGAUUUGGGACCGAACACAGGAGGAAUGGGAGUGGUAGCUCCAGUUUCUGUACCAAAAGAAGUCGAUCGUCAAAUUGAUGAAAUAUUUGAGAAAACGCUGAAAGGCUUGGCUGAUAGAAAAAUCAAAUAUUGUGGUGUCCUGUAUGCUGGAUUUAUGAUUGUGGAUCAGAAACCACUUUUGUUAGAGUUCAACUGCAGAUUUGGGGAUCCGGAGACACAAGUUUUGAUGAGACUUCUCGAAAGUGACUUGUUUGAAAUUAUCUCUUCGUGUGUCAAUCAAACUCUUAAUACAUGUGAUAUCAACUGGUCAACAAAAUCUGUUUGCGGAGUUGUGCUCGCAUCCGGUAAUUAUCCGAAAUCUGGUGAUAAAGGUUCCCCGAUCACAGAAAUACCUUCUCCUGAUAGCACAAAUGUUGUUUUCCACGCUGGCACAUCUGUGAUAAACAGUCAAAUUGUGACUAACGGAGGGAGAAUACUUUGUGUUACAUCGUUAGCAGACACAUUGCAUGAUGCAAGGGAGCAUGCAAACAAAAUUGCACAAAACAUUCAGUUUACCGGGAAACAGUUUCGAAAGGAUAUUGGAAAAACGAUAGACAUUGGCACACCUUCACUAUCUUAUGGUUCAAGCGGUGUUAACAUUGAUGAAGGGAACCAAUUUGUGGAAGACAUCAAACUUCUUGUGAAGAAAACAUUACUACCAGGAGCGGCACAGAUUGGGGGUUUUGGUGCAGUUCUUGAUUUGAAAAAAGCUGGAUUCAGUAAUGAUUCUCAACUAGUUGUUGGAAUUGAUGGUGUUGGAACUAAAAUUGAAGUUGCUACCCAUUGCAAUAAUUUCACUGGAGUUGGGUAUGAUGUCGUUGCAAUGUGUGUUAACGAUGUGAUUUGUCACUGUGCAAAACCCAUCGCAUUUUUGGAUUAUUUUGUGUGUGGAAAGUUGGAAAGAUCUAUGGCCACCCAGGUGUUGACGUCGAUUUCCGAAGCAUGCGUCGAGGCUGAAUGUUCUUUGAUUGGAGGUGAAACUGCCGAAAUGCCCGGCGUCUACAGUACUCACCAAUGGGACUUAGCAGGAUGCGCGAUAGCUGCAAGGGAAUCCACUUGGCCGAUGCUACCCUUGUCCUCGGAAAUUAGAGAUGGUGAUGUCAUCUUAGGAUUACCAUCUUCGGGCCUGCACUCAAAUGGAUUUUCGUUGGCGCGAAAAAUUUUAACUGUUAAUGGAGUCAAGUACAAUGAUCCUCUUCCUUGGGAUUCUAAAUCGACUUUUGGAACUGAGCUGUUGAGAGGGACUAAACUUUACGUGAAAAAAGUACUUCCUCUUUUAUCGACUGGUCUUGUAAAAGGAUGCGCUCACAUAACAGGCGGCGGGCUUACUGAAAACGCAAUUCGUGUUCUGGAUAAAAAUUCAAAAGAUUCGUUAGUGAUUGACUGUGCAUCGUGGAAGUUCCGAGAAAUCUUCAACUGGAUGGCUGCAGCCGGGCCAGUUGACACCAAGGAGAUGAUUCGAACAUUUAACUGCGGAAUUGGCAUGGUUUUAAUAGUAUCCCCAGACAAUGUUGAAAAAGUCAAAAAGCAACUUCGCAAGCACGAAGAAGAAUUUUACGAGAUCGGGCAUGUUGAAAACUCGAAAAACGGUGAAGCAAUAAAAUUUGUGAACGAGGAGAAAAUGUUCCAGAGGGAAAAAUACACAACACAGCGAAAACGCGUGAGAGUAGCUAUUUUGAUAUCUGGUACAGGGACGAACAUGCAAAAAUUAAUUGAGAGAUCAAAAACUCCAGACAGUAAUUGUGAUGUUGUGCUUGUUGUAUCAAACAAGGAAGGCGCUGGAGGCUUGACAAUUGCCGCUUCCUAUGGUAUUCCAACUAAAGUUGUUCCUCACACAGCUGAUAGAGUCACAGGAGACACUGAACUUGCUCAAGUUUUGAAAGAUUUUGGUACAGAGCUGGUUUGCCUCGGUGGUUAUAUGAGGAUAUUGAGUCCAUGUUUCAUUUCACAGUUUCCUUCGAGAAUAAUCAAUAUUCAUCCAUCUCUACUGCCUGCUUUCAAAGGAGCUCAUGCACUACAAGAUGCUCUCAAUUUUGGAGUCAGAAUAGUCGGUUGUACUGCACAUUUUGUAGACGAGUUGGUGGACCACGGAGAUAUUAUCGCUCAACGACCUGUGGUGGUUGAGGACACAGACACCAUUGAAACAGUUCGGCAGAAGAUUCAAUUGCAAGAACAUGAGAUGUUUCCAAAUGCAAUGAUUGCUGUUGCCGCUAAAAUUCUAGAGAAAUAGAUUAGAUAUGGUUGAGUUUGACCUUAGGUCGUAUGACGUUUAUUUUGAAUAAAUAUUUAUUUG